Messenger RNA from Fusarium graminearum PH-1, 2025 nucleotides. RefSeq lists its product as uncharacterized. Bases 1 to 2025 code for a protein of 674 amino acids. The transcript is spliced from 3 exons. The record is from RefSeq and is a predicted model, not a curated record. Gene Ontology annotation, molecular function: protein binding. NCBI's taxonomy places the organism in Eukaryota, Fungi, Ascomycota, Sordariomycetes, Hypocreales, Nectriaceae.
AUGGCCUCGAUCGAAGCGUUACCCGUGGAAACCAUCUACCACAUUUUCGAUAUGUGCGCAGAAGAAACCAUCAUCGACACCGAGUUGUCGACGAAAGCGCAAUUGGCAUGGGCUCAGACAAGUCGCCGUUUCUACGCCACUAUUUAUCCUCUUAUUCGGCCAACCAUGUUGAAGUUGGUGUCGAUCCUCAUAUUCCCUCGACAAGACUAUGUCUUGACUGCUACGAACCCGGAGCAUUCUAUGCCCUUCACAUGGCAAUUUCUCACAGCAAGAUCAAAGGAGCUGCACAGUUGCUCAUUGAGAAGUUGGGAGCGACCUGGACCGGCCGGCGCGUCACUAAGCUACGCUGUACAAAACCCCGAGUUUGGUCUUGAAGAGCGUAUGCUUGUAAGACACGAUCUGGAUGCCUCUGCCCGUGGCUCAUAUGGAUGUACGCCUCUAUUCGACGCUGUAUCUUGUGGGCGCCUGAGAACUGUCAAGUCGUUGCUGCAGCGUCCGGAGGCUGACGCAAGUAUAGCCGGAAGGAACGGUCACACUCCGUUGCAUGAGGCUGUUGAGAUAAGUAACUUGCCGAUUGUCGAGGUGCUUCUUCAGCGACCAGAGGUGGAUGUUACCACAACAGACGUUGAUAAAUGUACCCCUUUGCAUCGCGCCGCCUUUCAUGCUGCAGUGGAUAUUACGAAGCUUUUGCUCGAACAGCCUGCAGUCGAUGUGGCAUCAUCAGACAGUGAAGGAAUGACACCGCUCCACCAGGCUAUCAGUGGUCGCGCGCAUAUUUUAUGGCACUGUAAAGGGGGAGAUACAGAAGCCACAAUAUCUGACCUUGUAGACGAAGCCCUGGAAAACAUCAAGAUUCUACUAGCCCAUCCAGAGAUGAAUGCCGACUUACACGACAAGAAGGGCCUUACGCCUUUGCAUCAGGCUUGUUUGAUAGGUGAUUGGGAGGUGGCUGAACUCUUGCUUCAGCGGGGCGAUGUUGAUCCCAAUGCACGAGCCUUGAAUGGACAAAAGCCUCUUCACGUCGCAGUAUCUUGCACUAGUUCUCGUGCCUUGAAGUUGGUCGGCAGACUUCUUGAGCAACUAGGCGUUGAGAUAACCGACUGCGACUUCGAUGGUCGCACGAUCUUGCAUUACAUAGGCGGAAGUCUUCCAAAAGACUGGGAAACUACCCCUAUCGUUGAAACUGCUCUCAGAGAGGGCGUCCCUAUUGACCAAAUAUCUACAAAUGGCUUGAAAGCUUUACACCAAGCCAUCAACGCCGGCAACUACCCAUUCGCUAAUUUACUACUCUCGUUGGGUGCAGAUCCUAUGGUCUCAAAACGGUUCAAGUAUAACAACAGCUUGCUGCAUCUUUGCUUUAAAUAUCACCCGUUUUAUGAGCAACAUAGAGAUGAGGUGAUAGAGAAGCUCAUCGCAGAAGGGAUCGAAAUCAACACUUACACCGACCCACCUCUCAGAGAUUUUGAUGCUGAUUGGGAUAAACCUGAAAUCGAUGAAGGAAUGAGGCAUGAAAGCGUUGAAGGCCUACAAUCAAUGAUUAUUGCCAACGGCAUGGACUGCACCCCACUUAUGUUGACAGUAACAGAGAGUAUGAAAAUUGAAAGCAUGAAAAUGCUACUCAACGCAGGAGCAGACCCAAACGCACAUGUCACAAUCGGGCAACGGAAGCAUGGCAAGAUCAGGUACCAUCGAGUAGCGUUUCUAUCAGGAGUGCUCUAUCAGGCUUGGAAAGAUGGGCCGAGCGGUUAUUCCAUCGACCCAAUCCAUGAAUAUCUCAAGUUGUUAUUGGAACAUGGGUCGCGGAUAGAUUUUGACGGGCCAGGGGACAGUUCGCUGCAGGAGGCCUGUAAAGCAUCCGAAGAUCGUUAUGAAGCGUUUUUGGAGACCUUGCUGGACCACUCAACAGCCAGGAAUGUGAGCCAGGAACACGUCAGAGAAUUGAUUUGCGAGUAUGAGAAGAAGCCGGAGCAUGAGAAAGUUCUCGCUGAGCUCAGAGCGUUUGAGGAUAGAAUAUUCAGUAACUAG